AUGACUCGCCUCAGCCUCUGCGCCCUGGCCGUGGCUCUCGCCGUGGGCCAGUCCAUGGCAGUGCCCACCACUGUGGAGAACACAGUGCACCCGUACGCGGAGAUGGGAACUUACCAGGAAGGGGAGGCCCCGGGGGCCCCCGACGAGAGCAGCACCACGACAACGACCCCCUCGCCGAGCCCCGAGGCCCCUGACCAGUGGCUGGAGAACUUCGUGCGGGCGGUGCAGCGGCAGCUGCAGCUGCAGGAGUCGAUGAUGCGGCAGCUGGUGAAGGAGAUCCAGGAGUACCUGAGCCGCGCGUUCAACUGGGACGAGAACCAGUCGGCCGCCUACACCCGCGUGAACGAAAUGAUGGACAUGAUCACCAACAGGAUGACCACGGCCCUCGACGGAGCCAACGAGCUGAUGGCCACCAGCGAGGCCAUGGACCCCGAGACGCUGCCGCGGGCCACGCGGAAGUACAUGAAGGAAGUCCGCGUGCAAGACGUGGUGGUGGACUCGCUGUGGGCUUCUCUGCGCGGAGUCCAAACUAGCGCCUGGAUGAACGGAGUCACUGCUGUUGAGAAGGAGGAAACUGCCCCCCUGGCGGGCCGCGCGGCCGAGGAGUUCCUCCACAGAAUGUACCACAACUUGCGGGCCGCGGGGAUGGCUGAGGAAGACAUCAGCCGCUUCAUGCCCAAGACCGAGUACGCCGCCCCCCGCGAACAGCCCCGCAACAUGGGCCGCAAGGGCCGCUACGGCUACAGCUACGGCUAUCCUUACUACAGCUACGGCUACAGCUAUCCUUACUACAGCUACGGCUACAGCUAUCCUUACUACAGCUACAGCUACCCGUACUACAGCUACAGCAGCUACCGCUACCCCGCGUACAGCUACGGCUACCCGCUGUACAGCUACAGCAGCUACAGCUACCCCGCCUACAGCUACAGCUACCCCUACUACUCCUCCAGCUGGUACUGGCGCCGCCUGCGGCCCGCCGCCUGCCCCGACUGCCCCCCCCCGGCCCCCCCCGGCCCCCCCCGGCGCCCCCCCCCCUGCCCCGACUGCCCCCCCGCGGCCAACAACAUGCCCCCCACAACCCCACCCAUGAACACCCCCCUCGCCGGGGCCCCCAUGAUGCCCCCCAUGAUGCCCCCCGCACGCGGACUCGGCACUGAGCCCCUCGGCAUGGCCAUGGGCAUGGGCAUGGGCCCCAUGACUGGCUACGGCUACCCCCCCAUGAUGGACUCCACGCCCGACUUCCCCGCCUUCAACGAACCCAUGGGCUACCCCACAGACCCCAUCAACUCCAUCCCCACCAUGAACAACAUGGAAACUCCCUUCGAAAACACCAACUACCGCAACCUCGCCCCCCUUGACAUGCCCCCCUUCUUCCCUGACACCCCCAUGAGACCCACCACCAUCCCCACCCCCUUCAGCUUCGUCCCCACUCCUCCGUAA
This is a messenger RNA of Eimeria necatrix, 1440 nucleotides long. Its product is annotated as 56 kDa gametocyte antigen, related. NCBI's taxonomy places the organism in Eukaryota, Apicomplexa, Conoidasida, Eucoccidiorida, Eimeriidae. The transcript is spliced from 2 exons. The coding region runs from base 1 to 1440 and encodes 479 amino acids. The record is from RefSeq and is a predicted model, not a curated record.